CCCCUCUCCUCCACCUGCCCGGCACCUCCCUGUCCUCCAUCAGCGAGCCACUCAGAUCUGCCGUUCCCGACCAGAGCCAGCGAGGCGAAGGCGCGAGGCGGGGACGCCAGCCAUCUGCCAUGGAGCCCGGGCUGAGCAUCGAGUCCGGCUCCGCCAUCCGCGUCGCGGUGCUCCCCGUGGGCGGCACGAUCCCGCCGCCGCGCCUGCGCGAGUACAUGGCGCUGGUGUCGCGCCACGCGCGCGUCGACCUCGCCUCGCUCCGCACCUACUACGCGGAGCACCAGAAGAGCCCCUUCGCGCACCAGCCCUGGGAGACCGGGUGCCUCCGCCUCAAGUUCGUGCUCGGCGGGUGCGUGCCUUCCCCCUGGGAGGACUUCCAGUCCUCGCGCAAGGUGCUCGCCGUGAUCGGCAUCUGCCACCUGCCGUCCUCGCCCGACCUCGACCGCGUCGCGGCCGACUUCGUCGACACGGCGCGGUCGUACUCGUCAGCGCUCGCCAACCGCUGCUUCGCCUUCUGCCCCACGGACGAGCAGAUGGCGGCAAAAAAGAGGGACGAUAUUAUCAUGUUCCCUCCUUCUGAUCAGCAAUCGCUGGAACUUCAUAUGGUUACAAUGAUCCAAGAUCUUGCUGCUUCAUUGUUGAUGGAGUUUGAGAAGUGGGUCUUGCGUGCAGAAUCUACAGGAACUAUUCUAAAGACACCUUUGGAUUCACAAUCCAGCCUUGGCUCAGAGGAGGUAAUUAAGGCUAAAAAGAGAAGGCUGGGUCGCGCACAAAAGAUAAUAGGAGAUUAUUGCCUUUUGGCUGGAUCACCUGUUGAUGCUAAUGCACAUUACACCACCGCAAUAGAGCUUGCAAGAUUGACUGGGGAUGUUUUCUGGCAUGCUGGAGCCCUUGAGGGUAGUGUCUGCGCAUUAGUGGUAGAUAGGAUGGGCCAAAGUGAUCCCGUUUUGGAGGAUGAAGUGAAAUAUCGUUAUUACACCAUUAUCCAGCUAUACAGAAGAGCCACUUUACAAGAUAAUGCUCAAAGAGUUUCACCUGUGAGCUUUGAGCUUGAAGCUGCCUUGAAGUUGGCAAGAUACUUGUGCAGGCGGGAACUUGCCAAGGAGGUGUCAGAUUUGUUAAUGGGAGCUGCAGAUGGUGCCAAGGCUCUGAUUGAUGCCAGUGACCGACUCAUAUUAUAUAUUGAAAUCGCAAGACUUUUUGGUACACUUGGUUAUAAGCGCAAGGCAGCCUUUUUUUCAAGACAAGUUGCACAAUUGUACCUUCAGCAGGACAAUGCAUAUGCUGCUAUGAGUGCUAUGCAGGUCCUAACCAUGACUACAAAUGCAUACCAUGUCCAAAGCCGAAAGGCUAGCAAAAUAAAUCACGAUUCAUCCAAGGAACCUCAUGCUAGCAGUACUGAUUCUGGAAAAGUGCACCCUCAGUCUAUAGUGUCAUUGUUUGAGUCGCAAUGGAGUACCAUUCAAAUGGUCGUUCUAAGAGAGAUAUUGAUGUCAUCAAUCCGUGCUGCGGAUCCACUCUCAUCAUGGAGUGCUGCAGCUCGUCUUCUUAGAUCAUUUUACCCACUCAUCACACCAGCUGGUCAGAGUGGCCUGGCAAGCUCACUUGCGAACUCUGCUGAUAAGCUUCCAACAGGCACACGCUGUGCUGAUCCAUGCCUUCCUUUCAUUAGGUUGCAUUCUUUCCCUCUUCACCCUUCUCAAAGAGAUAUAGUAAAGCGCAACCCACAUAAAAAGGAGUGGUGGACUGGUGCAGGUCCUUCAGGACCUUUCAUUUAUACUCCUUUCAGCAAGGCAGGAGCGUCGUCUGGGACUUCCAAGCAAGAGGUUAGUUGGAUUGUGGGGGAGCCAGUUCAAGUCAUGGUUGAGUUAGCAAACCCAUGCAGCUUUGACCUAGUUGUUGAGAGCAUCUAUCUCUCGGUCCAUUCUGGGAAUUUCGAUGCCUUUCCAGUUAGUGUUAGUCUUCCACCUAACACCUCAAAAUUAGUUUUGUUAUCUGGUAUUCCAACACAAGUCGGACAAAUUUCAAUUCCUGGGUGCAUUGUUCAUUGCUUUGGUGUUAUUACUGAACACCUAUUCAAAGAGGUUGACUGCUUGCUCCUUGGAGCUGCACAAGGACUUGUCCUUUCUGAUCCUUUCAGAUGCUGUGGCUCUAGCAAGGUUAAGAGUGUCAACUUUCCUAGUAUUUCUGUUGUUCCUCCUCUGCCAUUAUUAGUUGCCAAUGUUGUGGGUGGAGAUGGUUCCAUCCUUCUUUAUGAAGGAGAAAUUCGUGAUGUUCUGAUAACACUGACAAAUGCUGGAACCGUACCAGUUGAAGAAGCAAAUAUUGCUUUGUCAGGGAAGAAUCAGGAUUCUGUUAUUUCAAUUGCCCAUAGCACAUGGAAAUCUGCUCUUCCUAUUAAACCAGGUGGAGAAGUGACAUUUGCAGUGACUCUAAGAGCCUGGCAUCUUAGCUCGGCAGAUUUGGAAGCUGAUGGCAGUAGAUCUCCCGCAAGUUCAAGGAGAAUAGCAAGAGAAGGAAUCAACCCAUUCUUGAAUAUUCACUAUGCUGGUCCUGCUGCUAAUCCUGAGAAUGGAGAUAUUUCUCUUCCACCUGGAAGACGCCUGGUUGUUCCAUUGAAUAUCUGUGUUGUGCAGGGCAUGCGUCUUGUAAGAGCACGCCUGUUGUCCAUGGAAAUACCUGCUCGAUUUACUGAAGCGCAUUUAAGACCUGUCAGUGGCAAACAUGAUAUAAGCACUGGAAAUGACACAGAGCAUACUAAUGUUAAUCUAUUGAAGAUUGAUCCUUAUAAUGGAAGUUGGGGCCUCCGCCUUCUGGAACUUGAGCUUUUCAAUCCUACUGAUGUUGUUUUUGAUGUUGAUGUUGCUGUACAUUCGGAUGACACAAAUUUGGAUCAAAGACUAAUCUCAGAAGGCAAUGCUGCUGAUGCGGCUUGUCACAAAACUAGAAUUGAUCGCGACUACUCUGCCAGAGUUCUCAUACCUCUUGAGAACUUCAAAUUACCUGUUCUUGAUGCUUCCUUUUUUGUUAAGGAAAGUGGUAGUGAUGAACCUCUUGGAUCCCGGGCUGCCGCCAUAGCAGAAAGGAAUGCCAAGGCAGAGCUCAACGCGUCUAUCAACAAUUUGAUUUCAAAAAUAAAAGUGAAAUGGCACUCUGGGAGAAAUAGCUCAGGUGAGCUGAAUAUUAAAGAUGCUAUUCAGGCGGCACUACAAGCAUCUAUAAUGGACAUACUGCUACCAGAUCCCUUGACAUUUAGCUUUAAGCUUGCUAAGAAUGGAGCUGUUACCAAUGUUGAUUCUUCAAAGGAUCCAAUAUCUGCUCAUGAAAUGACCCAUAUGGAAGUUCAGAUUCGCAACAACACGAAGGAAAUUAUUCGAAUGAACCUUAGCAUUUCAUGCAAAGAUGUUGCAGGGGAGAAUUGCUUCGAUGAAAAUAGUGCAACUGUCCUCUGGGCUGGUGUUCUUAGUGAUAUACACCUGGAGGUUCUACCAUUGCAAGAGGUAGUACAUCCUUUUUCCGUGUACUUCCUUGUACCAGGUGACUACUCGCUGCAAGCUUCUUCCGUUAUCAUUGAUGCCACAGACGUUCUUCGUGCUCGUGCCAAGGCAGAGUCACCAGAUGAACCUAUACUAUGCCGUGGAUCCCCAUUCCAUAUCCGGGUAGUUGGUACAGCAUAGGCAGUUCUUCAGAGUUAGUUUAGAGACCUCAUUUUGUACCGUGACAUUUGUAGGUGUGAAAAAUCUUAUACAAGAGGGUUCCCUUCCCCACAUGUGAUUUGUUUGUUAGCCUCUUUGAAGGCUUCCUUGUAACACAAUCAUGUCGUGUACAGUGUACGAGCAUAGUGAAUUUCAGGCACGGGAAUUGCAUGUUGAUAAUUCCAGAAUCUUUGAUUCUUAAUCUGAAUGUCGACUCAUAACUUGCUAUUUA
Setaria italica (foxtail millet) is the source of this 3927-nucleotide messenger RNA. RefSeq names its product trafficking protein particle complex II-specific subunit 120 homolog. The record is from RefSeq and is a predicted model, not a curated record. Bases 120 to 3677 code for a protein of 1185 amino acids. NCBI's taxonomy places the organism in Eukaryota, Viridiplantae, Streptophyta, Magnoliopsida, Poales, Poaceae. Gene Ontology annotation, cellular component: trans-Golgi network. The transcript has 10 exons.